Molecule: messenger RNA, 369 nt
Organism: Metschnikowia bicuspidata var. bicuspidata NRRL YB-4993
Lineage: Eukaryota; Fungi; Ascomycota; Pichiomycetes; Serinales; Metschnikowiaceae
Gene: RPS10
Product: 40S ribosomal protein eS10
Exons: 2
Coding region: 1-369 (122 amino acids)
Cellular component (GO): cytosolic small ribosomal subunit
Molecular function (GO): RNA binding; structural constituent of ribosome
Source: RefSeq, a predicted model, not a curated record
AUGUUGAUUCCAAAGGAGGACAGAAAAAAGAUUCACCAAUACCUCUUCCAAGAGGGUGUUGUUGUCGCAAAGAAGGACUUUGACCAACCAGCCCACGAGGACAUUGACACCAAGAACUUGUACGUCAUCAAGGCCUUGCAGUCUUUGACCUCCAAGGGUUUCGUCACGACCCAGUUCUCUUGGCAAUACUACUACUACACCUUGACCGACGAAGGUGUGGACUUCCUCAGACAAGAGUUGAACAUCCCCGAGGGAAUCUUGCCAAUGACCAGAUUGAAGGGUGCCCCAGCUCAAAGACAAGGACCUUCCUCCAGAGGCCCACAAGGAAGAUUCGGUGGUGACUCUUACAGAAGAAGAGCCAGAGAUUAA